Messenger RNA from Spirometra erinaceieuropaei, 289 nucleotides. NCBI's taxonomy places the organism in Eukaryota, Metazoa, Platyhelminthes, Cestoda, Diphyllobothriidea, Diphyllobothriidae. The record is from the annotation of a GenBank genome assembly.
AUGCUCUCUCUCUCUUCCUCAUCCUGCCUCUCCUUCCCCUUCCUAUUCUACUUCUUCUCCUUCGCCAUCUUAUUCUCCCCUUCCUUUGCGCCGCCCCACUCGCCGCCAGACUGGCAGGGUGAGUCCGCUCACUCUGGAAGCCUGGAAUGUUUGUUCUCUUCUAGACAAUCCGAGGAGCAACAGACCGGAACGGGGGACGGCGCUAGUGGCUCGGGAACUGACACGGUACGAUGUGGACAUCGCCGCAAUCAGCGAGACCCGAUUCUCUGAACACGGUGAACUGGAGUAG